Messenger RNA from Fusarium musae, 720 nucleotides. RefSeq lists its product as uncharacterized. The record is from RefSeq and is a predicted model, not a curated record. The transcript has a single exon. The coding region runs from base 1 to 720 and encodes 239 amino acids. Lineage: Eukaryota; Fungi; Ascomycota; Sordariomycetes; Hypocreales; Nectriaceae.
AUGCUGGGCACCGACGCGAGUAAGGCCAUCGCAUCGCUGGGCUGGAUCGUACUCGUCAGUGGCCAGUCCGUGGUACUGCAUUCACGGCUGCACUUGGUAUUGAACAACUUGAGAAUACGGCGCGCUGUGCUAUGGAUGAUUGUGAUCAACGGCACGAUAUGGCACACGACACAGACAGCACUGCUAUUCACUGCUGGACCGAGCGUUAAUGGCAGCAAUCCCACGCCCAUAUUCGUCGCCAUCGAGAAAACUCAAGUGACUUUCUUUUGCGCACAAGAGUUUGUCAUCUCGGGCCUGUACCUUUGGGCUACCAUCGAUAUCAUACAGACAUCACUAGGUAAUAAGCAAAAGACGAUGUGGUAUCUCCUGAUCAUCAACCUCCUCAUCGUAGCCAUGGACAUAGCUCUUCUCAUCAUCAUGUACAAGAACCACUAUACGAUCGAAAAAGGCGUCAAGCUCGUCAUAUACUCCAUCAAACUCAAGCUUGAGUUCGCUGUCCUUGGAAAACUAGUCGAUGUCGCGCAGAGCCGCGGAGGAUCGAGUGUUUCCGAAACACAUCCAGCUCGCUUCAUCGAGAUGCACCCUCGGGAACAUGGAAGAAGCGACAGCCUCCCUGAAAUAGUACACCUUGAGAGCACGGCUGCACGGAGGAUGGCCGAUGAUGAGGAGAGCAUGUGCCAUCUUUAUGACGAUGCGAUCAAGCAGAUAUACAAAGGCUGA